Messenger RNA from Coregonus clupeaformis (lake whitefish), 2377 nucleotides. Its product is annotated as E3 ubiquitin-protein ligase rnf146. Gene Ontology annotation, cellular component: cytoplasm; nucleus. Bases 447 to 1598 code for a protein of 383 amino acids. Gene Ontology annotation, molecular function: zinc ion binding; poly-ADP-D-ribose binding; ubiquitin protein ligase activity. The transcript has 2 exons. Gene Ontology annotation, biological process: Wnt signaling pathway; ubiquitin-dependent protein catabolic process. The record is from RefSeq and is a predicted model, not a curated record. Lineage: Eukaryota; Metazoa; Chordata; Actinopteri; Salmoniformes; Salmonidae.
GAGGAGGAACGUCAGUUUUUUGCUUUGUUUUGGUGGCAGAUAUUUUAGUAAUUAGCUAGCUAGCGUUUAUAGGUCGAGAACAAUCAAUAUUUGCGAAUUAUCUAAAAACACCACUGAGCGAAGGUCAAACGCUAUUCAUGACAGAGAGGAACUUUGAGAGAAUACAGAAUUGACCCUGAUGUCAUCCCAGUAACUGCACUUGAGACAGGAAGUCACUCAUUUAUUUUCCAUCAUAGUAAUUAGGGCAAUAUGAUUCUAGCCAGCUAAAUCUUCUGAAAUUCGCAUUUAGAUAUUUAGUUGUAUUGCUAAUUUAAUCUCUCGUGACAGCUUUUAUGUGAGCUUGUUCUACUGGGAGCUGAGAUUAUUGCUUAAAAUUAGUCUGCAGGACUGUCUGUCUUUUUCUUUGUCUCAGCAUUAGCUGAACUAGCUGUGUCUCCCCACUCAGCAUGGCGAGCUGUGGUGAGGUGGACCACACUGUGGACACUAUGUCCUCCUCUAAGGUGGAAGACAGAGGGGACGCCUGUACUGGUGACUCCCCCACCUCCCCUAAACCUUCGGCCAACCCCUUGCCGGAGUGUGCCAUCUGCCUCCAGACCUGUGUCCACCCGGUUCGCUUGCCCUGCCGCCACGUCUUCUGCUUCCUGUGCGUUAAAGGAGCCUCCUGGCACAGCAAGCGCUGCGCUCUCUGCAGACAGGAAGUACCUGAGGACUUCCUGGAGCAUCCCACCCUGCUGUCCCCAGAGGAGCUGAAGGCAGCAGCAGCAGGGAGACGAGGAGGAGCCGGGCCGAGGAGCGCUGGGGGAGACAAUGCCUGGUACUACGAGGGGAGGAAUGGAUGGUGGCAGUAUGACGAGAGGACCAGCCGCGAGCUGGAGGACGCCUUCGCCAAGGGCAGGAAGCGCGCCGAGAUGCUGAUUGCUGGCUUCCUGUAUGUGGCUGACCUGGAGAACAUGGUGCAGUACCGCCGCAACGAGCACGGUCGCCGCCGCCGCAUGAAGCGUGACGUGGUGGAUAUUCCCAAAAAGGGUGUGGCCGGUCUCAGACUGGACCCUGACCCCACCCCACCAGUUGUUGCCAUGGCAGCUGUUCCGGUCACAACGGCGACAGUGGAGCGGACAUGCUCCGCUGACGGGGAGGAUGUGACUGGACAGUCGCAGGUGGGGGGCUCAGGGGUUCUCAUCCCAGCUCCUCCUGUCAGACCCCCUACAGUCCUGGGGGCCCACCCUGCCACCCCAGCCUCCAUCUCCCUUGAAGACGCUCUGUCCCAGCUCCUCAUCAGACAACCAGAGGGGGAGGGAGAGAAGGAGGAUGAAGAGGAGGUAGCUUCAAGCAUGAGCCAGGCAUACGAGUCAGCAUCUGGUAGCAGUGAGGAUGAGGGUGGUGGUGAUGAGGUAGGCCGGGGGUGGGACAGGGACAGGGAGAGGGAGAGGGGGGGACGAGAGGUAGGGGCUCGACGGAGGAGCAGAUAUAGACUCCUAACGCGGUGGCUCAGGGAUGUCCAGCCUGACAGACUGCCACCUGGUGGUGGGUCCUCCAGCGGAGUCCUUACUGUGCGCUCACGCAGCCCUGACGGUCAGUGCACUGUCACUGAGGUGUGACCACAACUGGACCACUGUCUCUGCACUCAACCGGCUCAGCAAAAAAAACAUUCACUUCAUGCCCAUGGUGGUAAUGAAGAACCCAAGGGAAGAUAGCAGAUCAGCCAUUUGCAUUACAUAUACAGUUGAGUCAGCCACAAAGGCUAAUCAAUAAUUUAUAAUAAUACGUCAGCCAGCAAGAUUAUGCAAAAUUGUACACAAUCAAAUAGCCCAUACAUACUGCUCUACUGUCUGCCACUGUAACCUUUUGAUGCCAUGUUAUUAUGGCUAACCAUACAUUGGCACUAAAUAUUUGAAGAGAAAUUGUGAAAUGAUAAAGGUUUGAGAUUUGGAGGGGACUUAACCUUUUAAAUGUAGCAUCCCAUCUCUAACCGGAGGCAAAAAGUAAUUAUUUUGUUUUGUCGGUACAUUGCUUUUUGCUGUAAGAAAUGUAUUUUCUAAUUUCCAUUGAGAGAGUGUGUGUGUGUAUUGAGGUCAUAUUUCAUCUUAAUAUACCGUAUAUAAAAAAAUAUGUUUCUUAAUGUGUUGUGAGUGAAAGGUGAUGAGAGCCUACUGGUAGAGAAAGGUCUUGGGUGUAGAGACCAGUGUGGAUUUAUAUUUGUUGUUCCAGUAUUCUAUGAAAACAGUGUGGAUGGGAUAUUAUUCUAACUCUUCUGUCAACUUCUUAUUGUCACGUAUUUGUCAAGUAUUUUUGACUUAUUUAACAUAUGUGUGUGGUCUUUUUUGUUUAACUGUGUUGUUUUGUCAAAACAAUAAAGUGUUUGUCUAUUUGACCUUAA